GCAUUCCUCUCUUUCUACCGACCACCCAGCCCACAAUUCAACAGGAUUAUUUCAUCUCAUUGUUCUCCCAUACGCUCUGCCUUCUAUAUUUAUAAUGUCAUCCUGGCUAAAUCUGUUCGGCGGAAGGAAGGAUCCAAAGAGUACUGCCCGUGAUGCUAUCGUCAACUUGCGUCAACAGCUCGGGAUGCUGGAGAAGAAGGAAGAGUUUACACAGAAGAAGAUUGACGAGGCAAUGAGGACAGCAAGAGCGAAUGCUGUUUCAAAUAAGAGCGCUGCGACCAUGGCAUUACGACGGAAGAAAGCGCUUGAGACCGAUUUGGAACGCAUAGCGAAUACCCGGUUGACUCUUGAAGGCCAAGUAAAUGCCUUAGAGAGCGCCAAUAUUAACCAGGAAACAAUGGGGGCAAUGAAGCGUGGUUCAGAAGCACUGAAAGUUAUACACCAAGGAUUAACUAUUGACAAGGUCGAUGCCACUAUGGAUUCAAUUCGCGAACAAAUGGAGCUCACGAACGAGAUCUCGGAUGCCAUUGCCAAUCCUAUCAAUAUGGGAGUUGAUAUAGACGAGGACGAGCUGAAAGAACAGUUGGCGGAGCUAGAACAAGAAGAACUCGACAACAAGCUCAUGGGCGCGGAACGAGCUCCAGUUCAUGCCCCUAGCGAGCCAUCACGGGUUGCUGCAGCACCACAGAAGACUUCCGAAGAGGACGAGGAGGAAGCACAACUACGCGCAUUGCAAGCAGAGAUGGCAAUGUAGGCGUUCGCGUUUUCAUCUCUUUGUUUAUCGCCUGGUCCUCAUGGCUGCAGUGUGUGGCCGUCCUUCCUGUAUUCCUUAACCAUAUUUCCGUGUUCUUUCUUUGUCACAUGUUUCACUACGCAUAAUGAAAAAGACAGAAGAC
Dacryopinax primogenitus is the source of this 896-nucleotide messenger RNA. RefSeq names its product Snf7-domain-containing protein. Gene Ontology annotation, biological process: vesicle budding from membrane; late endosome to vacuole transport via multivesicular body sorting pathway. NCBI's taxonomy places the organism in Eukaryota, Fungi, Basidiomycota, Dacrymycetes, Dacrymycetales, Dacrymycetaceae. The record is from RefSeq and is a predicted model, not a curated record. The transcript has 4 exons. Gene Ontology annotation, cellular component: cytoplasmic side of plasma membrane; multivesicular body; ESCRT III complex. Bases 95 to 754 code for a protein of 219 amino acids.